AUGGAUCCCUUAUUCAAUAGCACUGAUGCGCUAAGCAACGGGAGCAGCGGCUCCAACGACACCAAUAACGGGACCAUGUACUGGAACCAGUUUGUGCAACCAGUCUGGAGAAUAGUGCUCUGGGCCAUCGCCUACAGUUGUAUAGUUAUUGUGUCCGUGGUAGGGAAUAUUGUAGUCAUCUGGAUUAUUAUGGCGCACAAGCGCAUGCGGACCGUCACCAACUAUUUUCUGCUCAACCUGGCGUUCGCCGAGGCGUCAAUGUCCGCCUUCAACACCGUGAUCAAUUUCACCUACGCCGUGCACAACGAAUGGUACUUCGGACUGGACUACUGCCGCUUCCACAACUUCUUUCCCAUCGCCGCUGUCUUUGCCAGCAUCUACUCUAUGACAGCCAUCGCUCUGGACAGGUACAUGGCCAUCAUCCACCCCCUGCAGCAGCGCAUGUCCUCCACAGAGACCAAGGUGGUGGUGGGAGUGAUCUGGAUACUGGCUCUGCUCCUGGCCUUCCCCCAGUACUACUACUCCAACACCGACGAGCUGCCCGGCCGGGUGGUCUGCUACAUCGACUGGCCCGAAUACACCAUCUGCGACUUCAAAAAGAUAUACUACGUGUGUGUGGCCAUCUUGAUCUACUUCCUGCCGCUGCUGGUGAUGGGCUGUGCGUACCUGGUGGUGGGGCUGACUCUCUGGGCCAGUGAGAUUCCUGGAGACUCCUCCGACCGCUACAAAGAGCAGCUGACUGCCAAACGCAAGGUGGUGAAGAUGAUGAUCGUGGUGGUGUGCACAUUUGCCAUCUGCUGGCUGCCCUACCACGUCUACUUCCUGCUGCACCAGUUCUUUCCGGAGAUGUUUGACGAGCCCUUCAUCCAGCAGGUGUACCUGGCCAUCAUGUGGCUGGCCAUGAGCUCCACCAUGUACAACCCCAUCAUCUACUGCUGCCUCAACGACAGGUUCCGCGCUGGAUUUAAACAAGCCUUCCGCUGCUGCCCCUGCGUCCCACGAGGCUCUUAUGAAGGUCUGGAGCUCAAGUCCACCCACUACUAUCAGACCCAGACCAGCGUGUACAAGGCCAGCCGGAUGGAGAUCACCUUGAACGGCGCCCCUUGGAGAGCGGAAAGGAAAACAAACAACUUCACAUUGACUCUGAUAUCUGCAUGUGUGAGUGUGUGUCUCUGUGUGGAUCAGCUGCGUGAUCAGAAUGCACACCGCUUCUCCCUGAACAGAACUUUUCAAGUACAUCAGUUUGCUGGAAGUGGGCAUCGAUCUCAAUCUGAGGAAACACUCCAAAAACAACUUCAAGGCGUUACUGAAAAUUAGCUCCAGCUCUGGUCUGAAGUUUGGCUCGGGUUUCUCAGGGCCAAAACACCGACUUUGAAAGCACCACCUUCUUGUAAUCAUACAAGUACUGCGGACGCUAAGGAGGCGAGGGCACACCGCCGGCAAAAACAGACUCACCUGCCUAAUGUGAGACCCGAGUGUCUAAGUAAGCAGCAGGUUGGCCAAGUGGAGCCUGCCACCAAAAGGCUGCAGGUUUGCUCCCCAGUAGCCAUGAGCACUGAACUCCAGCCGACAAAUUCCCGCCUUCCUUUGAAAUCAACACAGCGUCCAAGAAAGCUGUUCCACAUUCCUUCCUGUCUGCUCAGCUGGGUCCCACCUUUACCUAACCGAGGACACGGGGACGGCGGGGCACCACUUUUAAACUGUGAAGUAUUUGUAUCUUUCAUAGGCCGCCAUCUCCAUCUGGCAUUAACAUGCUGUCCCAGAUUGUGUCCCGAUUUGAUUUGGCUGCAUUCAUUCAAAUGUGUCUCCAGUACACACGCGUUGAAACUGCUUUUCCCCGUGCCAAAGUUUGCAGAUUGCUACGCAUGUCAUGUGCUCUUGUAAUAUUCACAACUUUUAAAAUAGACAGUGAACGCCUCGUCUGGCUUGUUCCUUGUCCGCGGAUAUCCUGACGAUCUAUUUUCAUGUACGAACUGCCUGUUGCUUGCUUUUUUUGUCCAUUGAUGUGAUAAAGAUAACUGUCAUUUACAAAGCCGUCACACGUUUACUGGAGGUGUAUUUACGUGAAUUCUUAGGUGUAUUUCCACCUGGAUUUCAUGCAUUGUUGCUCCGUCCAAAUACAUUCCAAUCACACGGGAUGCAUGUUAAUGCCAGGUGUAAAGGCCUCCGUAGACAAUUUGCCCUGUAAUUUGCACAGGCAGCCCAUUAGCCAUAGUUGUCUUUGUAAUGUGCAGUGAUGUGCCUUGCUGUUAGCGUAAUGUCUGUAAAAGGGCGAGAGGAGCUGGCAUGCAGCUCACUCUGCUGGCAUCCAGGAAAAAGGAGGGUUAGGUAACUGGGACUACGGAAGCCCACUGGGAGUUACCGCCCACCGUGGCGACCAUGCCUCAUGCGGGAAACCAUGCCGACACACACACACACAAAGACGAACACAUGCACACGCACAGUAGGAAGGGGGUGACCACCUGUUAACACCCAUCAUUCACCCUACUGACUCACAUCUAUUCUCAGCACACAAAGGCUGUUGUUGUGAAUUCCAGUGUCAGCUCAUGUGACACCGAGAGGCAAAUGCGAGGCACCAAGAUUAUAUUUUAAUAAGAAUGAGAACAAGCGUCACCCUGUUGACCAAAUACAGGAAUUUGCCUUGGUGACCCUGGUGUAGAGACAUACCUAUAAGAAAAAUAACUUAACUACCUACAGGCACACAUGGGACAAGGGCAACAGGACCUCAAAGUUAGUGCCAAGUGAAAGCGGAAGAUAUACAGCAGACGGUAGACUAUACACAUCAGUCCUCAUAUAUACAUUUUUAUUAUAGAAGCAGUAGAAAAAGGCAGAGUAAGCCUUGACUGAUUCGAGGCAUGAAUAAGAAAACUCUCAUCAGGGCUAGAAAGUAAUUAAAAGUACCACUACAAAUUUUUAGGAGGCUGACCCAUUCGUCUACUUGCCUGCCAAGAAGAGAGAAUGAAUCAGAAUCAUCCAUGUGUUCCUCGUAGAUCACUGGUGCUCCAUGAGACUAUAUCACCACUAUAGUAAGAAGGAUGUUCUAGUUGUCCUGUAUUAUAUGGCAUAUAGAUCCCGAAAUAAAAAAAAAGGGUCUGUAUAUUUAUUGUUAACUCAAUAUACAGCAACUGAUGU
This is a messenger RNA of Myripristis murdjan (pinecone soldierfish), 3132 nucleotides long. It is a transcript of the gene tacr1a, whose product is annotated as tachykinin receptor 1a. Gene Ontology annotation, biological process: positive regulation of flagellated sperm motility; G protein-coupled receptor signaling pathway. The transcript is spliced from 6 exons. Bases 1 to 1317 code for a protein of 438 amino acids. The record is from RefSeq and is a predicted model, not a curated record. Gene Ontology annotation, molecular function: substance P receptor activity. NCBI's taxonomy places the organism in Eukaryota, Metazoa, Chordata, Actinopteri, Holocentriformes, Holocentridae. Gene Ontology annotation, cellular component: plasma membrane; sperm midpiece.